This is a messenger RNA of Sparassis crispa, 4881 nucleotides long. RefSeq lists its product as hypothetical. NCBI's taxonomy places the organism in Eukaryota, Fungi, Basidiomycota, Agaricomycetes, Polyporales, Sparassidaceae. The transcript is spliced from 11 exons. The record is from RefSeq and is a predicted model, not a curated record. Gene Ontology annotation, molecular function: nucleic acid binding; 3'-5' exonuclease activity. Gene Ontology annotation, biological process: nucleobase-containing compound metabolic process. Bases 1 to 4881 code for a protein of 1626 amino acids.
AUGGACGACAAUGAUCCUGCAAAGAGAAAACGAGGGCGCCCAAAAGGCUCGAAGAACAAGCCUGAUGCCAAGAAUGUUGGGCGACCCCGCAAGGAUGGCCGGCCGACCCAGCAACGGCGCGUGCACAUCUCCGGGAACGUUGUACCAGCAACUGGCUCGAGUCUGAGCCGUUCAGUGUCAAUAUCCGGAAGCAGAGCUAGCAGUGCCACCCACAGCAGUACUCCGGGUAGCAUGACUGUGGAUCCCACUUCACGGGAGGCCAUUUCCAUGCUGCAAGGUGUCCUCUCGCCGGCCGUGCCCACUGCGCUUGCCGCGCCCGCUAUGCCCACUGCGCUCGCUAUGCCCACCGCACUCGCUACGCCUGCCGUGCUCACCACGCCCGCCGCUCUCCCCACGCCCGCCAUUCUCACCACACCUGCCACCCUCUCCACACCUACCACACUUGCGACGCUCGCCACGUUUGCUGCUGGUAACCCCUCGAUUCCCGUUGAAAAUGGCACCAUUAGUAGCCCAUCAAUUGUCGCUGAAAAUGGUGCCGCCCGAAACCCACCGCUUCCCGCUGACAACGGUGCAGCUAGGGACCUGUCACUUCCCGUGGAAAAUCGCGCCGCUGAAAAUUCCGCAGAGGAACGGCAUCGCUUGCAGGACUCUCCAAAUCCCCCACAGACAGAUGGAUUCAAUUUCUCAUACCGCGUACCCGAAAUGAUGUCUGCAUCAAACUCACAUCAAGCAUCUGAAACGAUGCACACAUCACGCUCUGAAGACAGAACUGCAAUGACCGGGCUACGACGGCGGCCCUUGAGAAGCACUCGUGAUGGUGCAGACUGUAACUGCGAGCUAUUAGUUGACAAUCCCUAUGGAUCUGACCUGUCGGCCAAUGCCGACGAGUUCAUACGAGCGUCAGGUAACAGUGACGCGGACAAUGAGGACGAUGGUAAUGAUGACGAGAUGGAUAGGGAAUUUCAGCCUGUGGGCGAUGAUGAUGAGGACGACAGCGAAGGAGAUGCUGAGGGCGAGGCAACACUACCAACAAGCAGUAGCAAUGGUUCGAUGGGCAAGAAAAGCCGUUCCAGCAUGCCGUUAUGGCUUGCGGAUGAAUACAAGAAAGUACGGUCGAAGUUAGCAAAAGAGAUCAAAAGUACAACGGCAGGAAAAUCUACCAUUGGUCGACCGUCCUGCUAUUCUCUGGGAAGCUUCUACGAAGCUCCGUCCAACCUCUUCCUCCACACCCUAUCUCGAUUUCAAAUAGAUCCUGCAGCCUUCUAUCGUCCAAUCUUCUUCAUCUGGCUUCCUCACUGUCUGCUUGGAGAUCGCAUACCCUGUCCUUCAUGCCUUUCCGCAGGCCGCCUCACGCAACAGAACCAAACUAUCUUUUUGCAGUCACAUGGGUUCGUUGACAAGCCUCGGCGAGUUGUCGAUGUCGACCACUGCGAGUAUAUCAUAGGGCAUCGCUACCGCUGCGGGUCUUGUAGUCAUACAUAUCGCAGCUGGAGUCCAGCAAUUUUAGCAGUCCUGCCUAAGGCCCUUGCUGCACAGUUCACAUUCCAUCUCACCUAUCACAGUGGUCUUUCAAGCACUCUUGUUUCUUUGCUACGAGAGUCCUUUCGCUCGGGAAUGGGUGCUGAAGUCUUCGCACGAAUGAUACAAUCCCUGCAUUAUCACCGAUAUGACAAGCUUCAUUUGCAAUUCCUUGAAUUGAUUAAGGAUCGUAAAGAUGGCACACAAGGCAAUUUCUUCACGAAGGUUUCUCCAUUCAGUUUGUUCGGUGAUCGCAGCGGCUAUGCAGGUUUUGUCCCAACUGCAUCAUACUUUCGCCAGUUCUAUGAUUGCCUUAUCGAGUCAUGGGCCCCUGAGAUGGAGCAACGCAUAUCACUGUUGUCAGCUCGGGUUCUCUCUGUGGAUCAUAGCUUCAAGGUGACAAAACGAUUAGCACGCAUCAAUGGCACCCCUGUUUUUAGCGCACUUCAUUCCACGGUGAACGAGUAUGGGGAGAUACGAGCCAUGAUACUCACGCCCACCAAAGCACAUGAUCAGAUCAUGCCAAUUCUCUCCGAAAUUCCCAAUUCUCUGCAAGAGUUUGGACAUGAACCCACUGAGAGCAUCUAUACUGACAAUGUCCGUGCAGACAAGAGAGAGCUAGAACGGGCUUUUCCUUCUCUGCUUCAUAAUAUUACUCCAGUUCCUGUCUACUCAAACUUGGAAACUGUGGCUCUUCCUCCAAACUGGUCGGUGAUCCAUCUUACAAGCACACAUCAAGUAAACACGCGGUUCAAUGUGAUCAUGAACCAUCGGCUGAGUGGUAGCUCUGUGACAGUGGGCUUUGACAUGGAAUGGCCUGUCAACAUCUCUGCAGGAACUCGUGGACCUGUUGCACUGAUUCAGAUUGCGUAUCAAAAGUCGGUGUAUUUGAUUAAGACACUUCCCUAUGUUCAAGAUGGUGUCUUGCAUCUACCACAGUCACUCUUGACCUUUCUGCGCUCACCUCUAUACACAAAAGUCGGUGUGAACAUCUCUGCUGAUUUCAAGAAAUUACAGGCCGAUUGUGGCUUUUCUGCAGAAGAUACUCCAUUCAGUGGCCAAAUUGAACUAGGUGCAAUGGCAGUUGAACGACGAGUCGCAAGGCGUAAAAAUACCAGUCUAGUCGAUCUUGUAGCGACUCUCCUCCGUCGUUCACUUCCGAAGGAUGCUACUGUACGUGUCAGUCCCCAUUGGGGUGAUGCAGAGCUACACCCAGACUUCAUCAAAUAUGCCGCAUUGGAUGCAUACACGACGUGGGAGGUGUACUCACAUCUGAGUAAUAUGGGAGUUCCGCAAUUUGUCACCUCUGACACACCUGGAGGGACCCCUGCUACGUUGUUCUCGCCGGAUGGCAAAGAAGUUGCCUCAGGCAUCAUAACGCUGGAUCGUGUCAAUAAGCUCCAUGGCAUCGAGGUGACGAAAAGCCGGGUCACAUUGACUAUUUCCGCUAUCCAUGUGCCUGCAUACCUGCAUCCAGCCGCCCUCUGCCCCGGUCAGAAGGCAACUGCGCUCUCAGCACUGGGCGCACUUCCAUUCUCGAUUGUUGCAUAUGCCAGACAGGUUCGAACAUCAGAAUCCCUCGCACCCGGAAGAGAAGCACCUGCAAGUUCAAGUGUGCAAGGACAGCCUGCAUCGCAAGACUACUUAUUCACAACGACAGAGAUAACAAGGCAUGAUCCAGGCCCUGUAAUUGAGAGCAGUAUUUUGGAUGACCUGGAUGAUUCGGAGCAGCCAGAUACUGUUGACGGUGAUAUCAUGCCAUCGCAAACUGUCGAAGAGUCUGUCCGGGAUCCUGUGGCAGAGGCCGCCUUACGUGAACUGCUCCUUCAAUAUGAGGAUCCCGACAUAUCCAGCCAAGAUGCUGUUCGCUCACGAGUCCUAGGUGAUAUCUGGCACUUACAUGAUCAAUUUCCAAUCUCGCAGCAUCACGGCUUGCAUCGACCUUUCGCACGUGCAUUGAGUGCAGCGAUUUUCAUUCCGAAUGCCGAGGACAAGGUCGCGGUUGAAGCGAUACUCGGAAAACUGGGAGUUUCUUACAACUCCAAGAUUCUGUCAAAGCCACACUGGGUUUUGCAUAGGAUUCGGCGUCAUAUACCACCACCAGAGGUUUUGCUCCCUCGGGUCACUGCCGUAAUCAAGACGUAUGGACCGCUCAAAGAUUCAACGACAAACCUUCCAUUAUUCAACGAGAAGGCCUGGGAUAUUGCCAAAAAUGUCCUAGAGAACAUCCGUCAAGGAUAUUACUCGGACCCACCUGGGGUGCAACUGUAUUACAAAGUCGGAGUUGACAAAUGCGGCCUCAACCUGUACCGAUGUUGUCGUGGUACCAAUGAUGUCGAAGGUGGUGUCCAUCAAAAUCUGAUACGCCGCUUUACUUCGUUCAAUAUCUCACCCCGUCAUGCCGUAAAUUCACUCCUGGACUACGUUGUGACCCAUGACAUGCAGGUUGGGACAAUGAAUCGGUCAGGCAGUAGUUAUAUUGGCCAUUUUGACAUACCUCUGAAAAACCAGGUUGCGAGCAUGCUCGACAUCUUAUCGUCAAGUGAUGUCUUUGAUGCUGAUGUCAAAAGGUUGCGUGGCGGCUGGCUCAAUGGAAACGACUAUGCGCGUGUGAACGAGGUAUUCGGAAUUAUGCGUUUCGACAAUGCCACUCAAAUUCGACUGCAAAUGGAGGAUUCGGACACACCAUAUGCACGGGCGCAACCGCCUCGACAUCAUUACUUGAGCAAGCGUCAAGGAACACAGUUUGCAGUGCUCCCUGUCCAUACGCGAGAAGAGCGCGACCUGUUUCGGCUCUUUGUCGACUCGUUGCCACUGUUCAAGACGCCAGGUCAGCCGAAUUGGGAUGUCGCUGCUGCCGUGUGGUCAAAUCACGCAGAUGGGCGCAAAAUAUUCUACAAGCUCCCAGAACAUAUCAAGUCCUACUACAAGACCUGGAAUGAACACUGCAAUGAGAACAACUCCGUUGCACUGAAUAUUGCAGCCUGUGCCCGUAUCCGUGCCCUGGUGCAUCCUCAGCCGGGUAGUGCCCCAUCUAUUCCUGCAGCCACACCCCUCACACUCGAAGAUGCACUAAAAGCUUCACCCACAGUCAAUCACGAAGAUUACGAGCUCAACCCUUGGACAAUUGACAAGAUACUCGCUGAGCAUCGGACCUACCAGUCUGCUGUGCAAUAUCGCAGGAGCACGAACUACAAGAGCAUGAAGGGCAAAGACAGAGUCAACCAGAUCACGACACAGAUCUCGGGCAUGAAGAACGCGGCGCCGGGACGAUGUGAUAUGCGAGACAGGUGCUACGGCGGACGAAGACUUUCAAAGCACGAUGCGUGCGAGGACCAGAACAGCGACAGAGAGGUGGGAUGA